AUGUCUCUCAAAACUCAGAGAAGAGAAGAGAGGAGGAACGGAACACUGCAGUGCACUGCAGGACACAACAGAACUGCCACCGGCAGCUCACAACUGGAUUUGAGGCGCCUCAAACCAGCAUACAAGUCACUCCGUUCCCUCCUCACUCCCCCCAUCACUCUGCUGCUCCUCCCUUCCCAGGAGGUACCAGCAGUCAUUGGCUCCCAUUGCUGCUCCUCCCAGCAGGUGGCCUUCUCUUCUGCUCCUACUGCUCCUCACUUCCCAGCAGGUGGCCUUCUCUUCUGCUCCUACUGCUCCUCACUUCCCAGCAGGUGGCCUUCUCUUCUGCUCCUACUGCUCCUCACUUCCCAGCAGGUGGCCUUCUCUUCUGCUCCUACUGCUCCUCACUUCCCAGCAGGUGGCCUUCUCUUCUGCUCCUACAGCUCCUCACUUCCCAGCAGGUGGCCUUCUCUUCUGCUCCUACUGCUCCUCACUUCCCAGCAGGUGGCCUUCUCUUCUGCUCCUACUGCUCCUCACUUCCCAGCAGGUGGCCUUCUCUUCUGCUCCUACAGCUCCUCACUUCCCAGCAGGUGGCCUUCUCUUCUGCUCCUACUGCUCCUCACUUCCCAGCAGGUGGCCUUCUCUUCUGCUCCUACUGCUCCUCACUUCCCAGCAGGUGGCCUUCUCUUCUGCUCCUACAGCUCCUCACUUCCCAGCAGGUGGCCUUCUCUUCUGCUCCUACUGCUCCUCACUUCCCAGCAGGUGGCCUUCUCUUCUGCUCCUACUGCUCCUCACUUCCCAGCAGGUGGCCUUCUCUUCUGCUCCUACAGCUCCUCACUUCCCAGCAGGUGGCCUUCUCUUCUGCUCCUACUGCUCCUCACUUCCCAGCAGGUGGCCUUCUCUUCUGCUCCUACUGCUCCUCACUUCCCAGCAGGUGGCCUUCUCUUCUGCUCCUACUGCUCCUCACUUCCCAGCAGGUGGCCUUCUCUUCUGCUCCUACUGCUCCUCACUUCCCAGCAGGUGGCCUUCUCUUCUGCUCCUACUGCUCCUCACUUCCCAGCAGGUGGCCUUCUCUUCUGCUCCUACAGCUCCUCACUUCCCAGCAGGUGGCCUUCUCGUCUGCUCCUACAGCUCCUCACUUCCCAGCAGGUGGCCUUCUCGUCUGCUCCUACAGCUCCUCACAUCCCAGCAGGUGCCAGCAGUCUCCUCUGCUCCUCUGCAGUGGUGUCAUUGCUACUGCCACCGCUACUGUCUCCUCUUGCAAUCCCUUCUGCUCCCACUGCUGCUGCCACCGCUGGUGACACUGCUGGCCUUCUCUUCUGCUCACCGCCCCAUCACUUCACAGCACCAGCAGCAGCUAACGGAAGGGAGGUAGGAGCAAGGAAAGUAGCAGUUGUCGUCCCAUCACUUCAUAGCGCCAGCAGCAGCACAGGCAAGAGAGGCGGGACCACAAGGCAGCAGCAGGUGGUAACAGCUCGAUCUUUCUCUUCUCUGCCCCGCAACUCUGCUCCCCCUUUCACUCUGCUCCCCCUUCCAUCUGCUUCAUCCCCUUCACAUCUGCUUCAUUCCCUUCACAGCUGCUUCAUCCCCUUCACAGCUCCUUGGCAGCAAAAGGUAGCUAAAGGUAGGUACAGCUCGCUGGCAUCGCUCAUGGCAGUCCAGCGCGCUUGUAGCAGCCGUCUCCUCUGCCCGCCUGUAGCAGCCGUCUCCUCUGCCUGCCUGUAG
Molecule: messenger RNA, 1704 nt
Organism: Closterium sp. NIES-65
Lineage: Eukaryota; Viridiplantae; Streptophyta; Zygnematophyceae; Desmidiales; Closteriaceae
Source: the annotation of a GenBank genome assembly